Molecule: messenger RNA, 1290 nt
Organism: Nematostella vectensis (starlet sea anemone)
Lineage: Eukaryota; Metazoa; Cnidaria; Anthozoa; Actiniaria; Edwardsiidae
Exons: 7
Coding region: 269-1069 (266 amino acids)
Source: RefSeq, a predicted model, not a curated record
CCACACCAUACACAGAAUGACUUGGGAACGAGAGUAAAUUUGCGCACGCGCAUAGUCCGAUCAUCACCACGUGGACAGUCUUGUCGUUAGACUUUCUUGUUGAAUGACUUCAACUCAAAAUGUCACACGUGCACCCUGUGCUUUUCGUUUCCGAGUCGCAACUGGUUUUUGGUGGACGUCAAUCAAACACUUUCGACGGACUCACGGGCUAGCAAAUAUGGCGGACGGAUGUUUCUCUAACUCAUUUUACAACUAGAUCUAAGGAAAAAUGGUUAAAUCAUUUGAUAAUGCCCUUAGGUGGAGAGUAAUUUUCCUCAGGGAGAAAGGUUUCACCUUCGAUGAAAUUGCAGAGACACUGAGCGUCAGCAAGCGGUUUGUUUAUAAGAUCACUCGUUUGUAUAGAAAUACUCGUGGUGUAAACGAUGCAAGAAAACGGAAGUCGAAGGCUCGCCUCAUAAAUGCUAACGAUUUACUGCUAAUCAGGCGCCUUAUUGAUGAGUACCCGGGACUUUACCUAGAUGAAAUACAAACUUGGCUUGAGCAUUUUACAGGCUGCACAUUCUUUGUUCCUUCCCUUGAUAGAUGUUUGAAGAGGAUGGGGUUGUCAGUGCAAAAGAUGCACAUCGUUGCUCGCCAAAGAAACGAGUUCGAACGUGCCACCUACCGAAGAUUUAUUUCGCAAUUCAAACCAAAUCAGCUACUCUUCAUUGACGAGUCAUCGAAGGAUGAAAGAAAAAUCCAGAGGAAGUUUGGUCGUGAACUGCGUGGAAAGCGUCUAUCUCAUGUGGGAAAUUUCAUAUGUGGUACACGUUUCAGUGUUCUUGCUGCUGUGUCUAUGGAUGGCAUAAAGGGUGCACAUGCUAUUGAAGGAGCGUAUGACACUGCAGGCUUUGAAUUUGCAAUGGAAACAUUUGUGGCUCCAUCAAUUGGUUCAUGUGCAAAUGGAGAAGAUUGUUCUGUGACCAUAUUCACCAGAUUUGAACCCAAUAGAAGGAUGCUUUGGUACUGCAAAGAAAUGGAUGCUCAGGCACAGGCAUAUGGCAGAAAGAUACCCCAAAAGAUGUUUUGAAAUGGCACUGUUUAAUCUUUCCUCCGAAGUUUGCAAAAACUAGGUCCUUGACUGUGGAUACGUUUAGCGUGCAUAGAACUCAACAAGAAAUGUAAACUACCCUUUUAUAAUAUGUAUAAUAGGUUAAAAUGUAAGCAGUAUUGGCAGAUCCAAACAUUAACAUUUACAGUACUUGUAGAUGACCUCAAAUGUAAAGUAAAUCACACAAGCAUGUACAGUGA